Molecule: messenger RNA, 923 nt
Organism: Danio aesculapii
Lineage: Eukaryota; Metazoa; Chordata; Actinopteri; Cypriniformes; Danionidae
Gene: rnf224
Product: ring finger protein 224
Exons: 3
Coding region: 185-748 (187 amino acids)
Source: RefSeq, a predicted model, not a curated record
AGAGCGCAAACGGCAACAAAGACAGAGCCAGUGGCUGCUGGGAACUACGAGGAGAAGUUCAGGGAAAGCAACAGAGGGUGCACUCGACUGUUAAACUGCCUUACAGAACACGUGAAGCAUGGAGAAACCAAGACAGAGUCGGCUGUAAAAUGGUUACAGGAGUUGGACUUUUGGUACAUUAAACAUGGAUGGGACUGUGAGUGGAACAACAGAACCUCAGGAGAACCAGAGUGUAAAGGACGAGGACAGGAUUUCAGUUAAGGAUGGACCCGUGUCUGACGCUCCAGUGGAAGGGGACGUGGAUGCAGAUGCUGGGGCGCACAACUCCCGGGACAGCCGUAAACUGGACUGCAUCGUCUGCUACAGUGCAUAUAAUCUGGGAGAACGACUACCGCGGAAGCUCUACUGCGGACACACGUUCUGUCAAGCCUGUUUGAAGCGCCUCGACACACUCAUCAAUGAGCAGAUGUGGAUCCCGUGUCCGCAGUGCAGACAGAACACUCCUGUACCUCGCGGAGGAGCUACCGCACUAGAUCUAGACCUGGCUGCGUUUCUGGGUGUUAAAGCUGAAGUGGAAAACCAGCGAGCCUGCAGCCAGAAAACACAGCUGGAGACCAAGAGCUCCUUCAAAAAGCAGCCAAUCACAGAUCAGCCUCCUUCAGCCUGGGCCAACGUGGCUCUGACGGAGCAUCGCUUCCCCAGGAGCCCCUGCUGCAAACACUGCCUGCUCUGCUGCUGGUGGUGCUGAAAUCACAGAUACCUUCGCAAAGUUGCCUGAGAUAAGAAAAUCAGUUUGAUUUGGGUACUCGGAUGGAUCAGUAAUCUGACAAAUUCUGCAAGAGCCAGUGUCCAAAUUGGAAGUAUGACGGAUAAACGGACAGACUGGAUUUCAGAUCUAAUAGACAAUCUGACGGGAAUAACAC